GGUUUGCCACGCCUCCCUGCACGCACCAACUUUCUACCCCUCCCGGCCAACUCAACACCUUGCACAACGAAGGGAGAAUUCCACAGAAAAGGACAGCCCAUCGAACGGCUUGCCCGAGAGUACAGUGUCUUUCUCUUGUAUUUGUGUCUUCCCCCUUCCUCCCUCCACUGAGUCUCCAAUGAGCACAACAGAGGGUGCCCCCGCCGCGGAGGGGCAGCGAAAGGAGUCGGCGCACACGAAGGCAAAGAAGGAAAAGUCUGAGCCUCAUCGCUCACACGACCGCAAACAUGGACACAGCAAAAAGUCAAAGCGAGGGGAGGCCAGCAGCGCAGCAACACCGUUGUCGUCCGCUACUGCUGCCGCCGCCGCUGCAGCUUCAAACGACGAGGAGGACUGGGACGAGAACCGUGCGGCGGUGGAGCGCCUGUGCGCGCAGUACCCCAACAACAUCUGCUGCGACUGCGGCGAGAGCGGCACGCGGUGGGCCUCCGUCAACCACGGCGUGUUUGUGUGCAUUCGCUGCUCCGGCGUUCACCGUUCGCUUGGUGCACACGUGUCGAAGGUGAAGUCGACCAACAUGGACCGCUGGAGUUUAGCGGAGGUGCGGCUGAUGGAGGCGAUCGGCAACACCAAGGGCAAGACGCUUUACGAGGCUCGUUUACCCUCGGGCACCCGCCCCGCUUUAGGUGGCGGCAGCGUCGCGGACGAUGCGUUGAAGUCCUUCAUUCGCCGCAAGUACGUGGAUCGCGAGUUUGCGAUGCACAACGUAAAGGAUGUGCUGCGCAGGCUCUACCGCGACACGGGUUAUGGCCGCCCGCCGAAGAAGCCGUCAAAGAUUGGCGAGGCGACCGCGUCGGCGUCUAGCGCGCGUGAAGCACCGCCGCUGGAUCGCGCGGCCAUCACCGGGAAGCGGGGGGACACGAUGCGUGCUUUGUACGGUGAGGCGGCGGAGGAGAUGCAGCGCCGCGCGUCGAAGCGCAAGAAGGGCGGCGCGGAGGGGAGUUCGCUGGAUGCCGCUGCGCCACAGCCAACGUUUGGUGCCUUCGGCUUGGUGAACGUGCCGGCUGAUGCGUACGACGAGCGGUGGAGGCGGACCUUGGAAGUGUUUAACCACGUUGAGGCGGUAGCUGUAGCGGAGGAGGCCGUGAGAGAAGAGGAGGAGCAGGAAGGGGGAGACAGUCCUGAAGAAAAAUCUGACCCUUCGUCACCUCCGGCCGCGGCGACCGCAACGGCAGAAGACGGCGCCACGGAGGCGAGUAGUGGAGAUGUGGUGGCCGCAGGGCUUUCCUAG
Molecule: messenger RNA, 1291 nt
Organism: Leptomonas pyrrhocoris
Lineage: Eukaryota; Euglenozoa; Kinetoplastea; Trypanosomatida; Trypanosomatidae
Exons: 1
Coding region: 179-1291 (370 amino acids)
Molecular function (GO): GTPase activator activity
Source: RefSeq, a predicted model, not a curated record